Molecule: messenger RNA, 4685 nt
Organism: Nymphaea colorata (pocket water lily)
Lineage: Eukaryota; Viridiplantae; Streptophyta; Magnoliopsida; Nymphaeales; Nymphaeaceae
Product: regulator of nonsense transcripts 1 homolog
Exons: 29
Coding region: 211-4014 (1267 amino acids)
Biological process (GO): nuclear-transcribed mRNA catabolic process, nonsense-mediated decay
Cellular component (GO): cytoplasm
Molecular function (GO): RNA helicase activity; DNA binding; ATP binding
Source: RefSeq, a predicted model, not a curated record
AUUUUUUCCCCCUUUUUUCUUCUCCCUUUCUCCCUCUCCCUCUCCCUCUCCCUCCUUCAUCCUCUCCGUGAAAGCCCUUCGAAGGGGAGAAGAAACCCUAACUCUGGCUCUAACCUAGCGCGCGAAACCCCUUCAACGGAAAUCAAUCGACUUUCUCCACGGGAGGGGGGAAGCACGAGGGAGCUAGGGUUUCCUUCCUUUCCCCCCACGAUGGCCGCGCAGCCCGUCGUCCCCAACCUCUACGAGACUGCGUCCCAGCCCGACACAGGCGACGCUUACACCUUCCUAGAAUUCAACACGCAAGGCGACGACUACGACUACGAAUUCAGGGAGCUCAGCCAGCCGAUCAGGUCGACCGUGUGGUCUCCCGACAACUCGCACCUCCCUACCACCGGUGCCGCGGCCGCCAACGAGUCGAACGACCGCGAUCUGCCUGCGGAUACGGCGUCUGCCAACGCGGCCGCGUCGUCUCCCAGGCCUACUGGGACGAAAGGCCGGUCGAACCAGGGCGUGGCAGAUGCCUUGGCUGCAGGUAUCGGUGGGCUGAGCUUCGAGGAGACUGGGGACGAGGAGGGAUUUGAGUUUGGCAAGGGUGGGGAUUUCACUGAGCAUGCGUGCCGGUAUUGCGGGGUGCAGAACCCUGCUUGCGUCGUCCGCUGUAACGUCCCGUCCUGCCGCAAGUGGUUCUGCAAUUCAAGGGGCAACACGUCCGGGUCUCAUAUUGUUAAUCAUCUGGUUCGAGCCAAACACAAAGAAGUAUGCCUUCACAAAGACAGCCCUCUUGGAGAAACCAUCCUUGAAUGCUAUAACUGUGGUUGUAGAAAUGUGUUCCUUUUAGGGUUCAUUUCUGCUAAGACGGAGAGCGUUGUGGUUCUAUUGUGUAGGGAGCCCUGCCUGAACGUUAAUGCACUGAAAGAUAUGAAUUGGGAUCUGAGUCAGUGGUGCCCACUUAUUGAUGAUAGAUGCUUCCUUCCAUGGCUUGUCAAGGUUCCAUCUGAGCAAGAGCAGUUGAGAGCACGUCAAAUCAGUGCUCAACAAAUAAACAAGGUUGAAGAACUUUGGAAAACAAAUCCCGAUGCUUCUCUUGAAGAUCUUGAGAAACCUGGUGUAGAUGAUGAGCCUCAACCUGUGGCCCUUAAGUAUGAAGAUGCUUACCAGUAUCAAAAUGUUUUUGCUCCACUCGUGAAGUUGGAGGCAGAUUAUGAUAAAAUGAUGAAAGAGUCACAAAGUAAGGACAAUGUAUCCAUUCGUUGGGAUAUUGGCCUUAACAAGAAGCGGAUUGCGUACUUUAUCUUCCCAAAGGAAGACAAUGAGCUGCGCUUGGUACCAGGUGAUGAGUUGCGGCUACGAUAUUCAGGUGAUGCAGCCCAUCCUGCUUGGCAGUCUGUUGGACAUGUGAUCAAGCUCACUGCACAAGAGGAAGUUGCUCUUGAACUUCGUGCUAGUCAGGGGGUUCCUGUUGAUGUCAAUCAUGGAUUUAGUGUGGAUUUUGUCUGGAAAAGCACUAGCUUUGAUCGCAUGCAGGGAGCAAUGAAGACUUUUGCUGUUGAUGAAACAAGUGUUAGUGGGUACAUAUACCAUCAUUUGCUGGGCCAUGAAGUUGAGGCUCAGGUGGUUCGUAACACGUUGCCUCGUCGUUUUGGUGCUCCAGGCCUUCCAGACCUAAAUGCUUCACAGGUUUUUGCUGUUAAGAGUGUUCUGCAGAAGCCUAUCAGCUUGAUACAAGGUCCUCCUGGUACAGGAAAGACUGUUACUUCUGCAGCUAUUGUAUAUCACAUGGCCAAACAAGGACAGGGCCAGGUCUUGGUUUGUGCACCAAGUAAUGUUGCAGUUGAUCAGCUUGCUGAGAAGAUAAGUACAACUGGUUUGAAGGUUGUUAGACUCUGUGCCAAAUCAAGGGAAGCUGUUAGCUCACCUGUUGAACAUCUGACACUACAUUAUCAGGUUCGACACCUUGAUACGUCAGAAAAAAGUGAGCUUCACAAGCUUCAGCAAUUGAAAGAUGAACAAGGUGAGCUUUCCAGCAGUGAUGAGAAAAAGUAUAAGGCUCUUAAAAGGGCAACAGAAAGGGAGAUAACACAGAGUGCAGAUGUCAUUUGUUGCACUUGUGUUGGUGCUGGGGAUCCACGCUUAGCAAAUUUUAGGUUUCGGCAGGUUCUUAUUGAUGAGUCUACUCAGGCAACAGAACCAGAGUGUCUUAUUCCUCUUGUUCUUGGUGUUAAGCAGGUUGUUCUUGUCGGAGAUCAUUGCCAGCUUGGUCCGGUAAUUAUGUGCAAGAAGGCAGCUCGUGCUGGUCUUGCACAAUCACUUUUUGAGCGCCUUGUGCUGCUGGGUGUGAAGCCUUUUAGGUUACAGGUUCAAUAUCGUAUGCACCCAUCACUGUCAGAAUUUCCCUCAAACAGCUUUUAUGAAGGUACCCUCCAAAACGGGGUGACUAUUAAUGAGAGGCAGUCACCUGGUAUUGAUUUUCCAUGGCCUGUUCCAAACCGUCCAAUGUUUUUCUAUGUCCAGAUGGGCCAAGAAGAAAUCAGUGCAAGUGGAACAUCCUACCUGAACAGGACUGAGGCUGCAAAUGUAGAAAAGAUUGUUACUACAUUUUUGAGGAGCGGAGUGGUUCCAAGCCAGAUUGGAGUCAUAACACCUUAUGAAGGGCAACGAGCAUACAUUGUGAAUCACAUGUCAAGAAAUGGAGCUCUUAGACAGCAGCUAUACAAAGAAAUUGAGGUUGCUAGUGUUGAUUCUUUCCAAGGAAGAGAGAAGGAUUACAUAAUACUCUCCUGUGUUAGGAGCAAUGAGCAUCAGGGCAUUGGGUUCCUGAAUGAUCCACGUAGAUUAAAUGUAGCUCUUACCCGAGCUCGUUAUGGAAUUGUGAUAUUGGGAAAUCCUAAAGUUUUGAGCAAACAACCACUUUGGAACAGCUUAUUGACACAUUAUAAGGAGCAUGAAUGUUUGGUGGAAGGCCCGUUAAAUAAUCUGAAGCAAAGUAUGGUUCAGUUCCAGAAGCCAAAGAAGAUCUAUAAUGAUCGCAGACUUGUCUUUGGUGGGCCAGCAGCUGUUCCUGGUGAUAGUUUUCCCCCUGUUGGAUCUGCAAGCACCAAUGCUGACAAAAGGGGGCCUCGUAGCAAAGGCCAUUCGUAUAUGCCUUUUGGUCCACCAAAUGGAAACCAUAAGCCUGGCGUUCAUCCUGGGGGAUUUCCUGUUCCCCGCCUCACGCUUCCCCCAUUUCCAGGUGGACCACAUACACAACCAUAUGCAAUUCCAACCCGUGGUGCAGUUCAUGGACCUGUUGGGGCUGUACCUCAGGUCCCUCAGUCUGGAAAUAGAGGUUUUGGUGCCGGACGUGGAAAUGCUGGCGGUCCUAUUGGCGGCCAUCUUUCUCACCAGCAAGGCUCGCAACAACCUCUUGGAAAUAUUGGAUCUUCAUUCAACUUUCCCCCUAUGGACAACCAAAAUAGUCAGCCUUCUGUUGGUGGGCCAUUAUCCCAGAGUGGAUUAUUAACCCAGAUACCACCAGUUCAAGGAAUAAAUCAGAACUUCCGUGAGGGAUUUUCUCUUGGUGGAAUGUCUCAGGAUUUCUUUGGGGACGAUUUCAAGAGUCAAGGAUCUCAUGUUGCUUACAAUGUUGCUGAUUUCUCAACUCAGGCUUCUCAAAGUGGAUAUGGUGUUGAUUACGUCACUCAAGGGACACAAGGUGGGUUUCCAGGGAGCUUCUUGAAUCAGAACACACAGGCUGGUUAUUCUCAUCUUGGAACUGCGAAUGACUUUAUUACUCAGGAUUACAUGCCUCAUGGAUCCCCAGGUCUUUUUACUCAAGUUGGCUUCACGGAUCCAUCUCAAGAUGAUUCCUCCCAAGCUCAAUUUGGGGUUGCUGGACCUGGUCCUCUCCAGUCUCAGGGGCUUAUGAAUCCUCUCUAUUCCCAGCCCUUCACGCAGUACAACAGCCAACCAGUAAACAUGCAAGCUCCACAGCAGGGCCAGACUGCCCAAAACCAGAAACUUCAUUACACUGGCUGAGCCAACAUGGGGCCUGACCAUGAGAUGGGUUAUAAUCUUUGAGAUCAGCAUUUUGGUUUUGCUGACAUGUCUGCUUCUUCGCAUUCAUGUGUCUGUGAUGCUGCUGUUGGAGUUCAUUUGCUUCCCUCAACCAGGAGUGGGCCAUAUGGGUGGAUGAAAGGCUCAGCAAUUCAAGAUUUGCAAAUGGAAAAGCGGUAAGCCACGGCGGGCACAGCCAGAGCUGAGAAAGAAUAACCCCACACCCAACUUGAAAGUUUUCUGUUGUUUUGAGAAUUAGCAAUGUGCGGAGGGGGGAGUGAGCAUGUUACAUGUAUAUGUAUACACCUGCAAUUCGAUCUCUUUGCGAGCUGAAGAUGGUCGGCUUUGAGGCUCGGGUACGUCAGGUGGAACAUGAGAGGCAGUGUACAAAUGCAGUGCUGAUGGGUUUUGCUGGUGGCCUUAAAAAGUUCCACACGCAGCCAUGACUGUUAAAGUUGUGUACAGUUGCAGUGGCAGGGCAGGCUGGCCCCAUUUGCUCGGCUUUUUACAAAACCUCAUACUCCCAUUGUGUUGGGUAAGAAAGUUAUUAGAAUGUGUAUUCUCGCUGCUCCUGCACUCCAUGGCACCAGCACCCGUUUUUUAACUGCUACAGUUUGUCAUAUAAUUAUAUAUGUUCAUAUAUUUUGGUUUUA